Caretta caretta (loggerhead turtle) is the source of this 465-nucleotide messenger RNA. Lineage: Eukaryota; Metazoa; Chordata; Testudines; Cheloniidae. The record is from RefSeq and is a predicted model, not a curated record.
AUGGCCUUUCUCCUGCCCUCUGGGACUUGGGCUGGUGAGAUCAUCGGGGGCUGGGAAGCCAAGCCCCACUCCAGACGCUACAUGGCCUAUCUGGAAAUACAAGAUGGGCAGGUUAAAAAAAUAUGUGGCGGAUUCCUGGUGAAGACAAACUUCGUGCUGACGGCCGCUCACUGCCAGGGAGACAAGAUCACUGUCAAGUUGGGAGCCCAUAACAUUAGUGAACAGGAACGGAGCCAACAGAAAAUCCCUGUGCACCACCAGAUCCCCCACCAGCAAUAUGACAAGAAGACCCUUAACAAUGACAUCAUGCUCCUGCAGGGUGAUUCUGGUGGCCCCUUGGUAUGUGAGGGAGUGGCCCAGGGCAUCGCUUCAUACGUUGACAAGCAUUUGUGCGAGCCAAGCGCGUUUACAAGACUCUCCAUCUUCAUUCCCUGGAUCCAGAACAUUCUGCAGAAACAGCAUUAA